GAUCGCCAUCAGUCGGCUGCAAGACUCGAACUAGAUCAGAAGUGUUUCCUCUUUCGACCGCUGGCAAGUUACCGGUGAUAAGUGUUUUAAAGUAAGUUCACAAUUUGUUGCUCCGGUAUGGUGCGCCUCGUGUUCGUGAGCAUAGUGGCGUUCGCUGCCCUUGCCACGGUCAGCGGCCAACGACAGGUCGAGGAAGUUCUGAAGUGGCAAAAAGUAGAGUUCGACGUCCCAGAAAGCGUUCUCUCCGCGCCAGAUGGCUACAUUCCGAUCAACAACGUCCCGAUGAGUGGCGUCCACUAUAAGAAUCGUGUUUUCGUUACGGUUCCACGCCGACGCUGGGGUAUUCCGUCGACGUUGAACGUCGUUGAGUUAGACGGCCCGUUGCCUAUCGCUAAUCCGGUUCUGAAACCGUACCCUAGCUUCGAGCUUAAUGAACUGCGGGCUGAUCUGCAACCCGAUGCGAACCGAUUGGUUACCGUCUAUCGUCCUCGUGUUGAUCGGUGCGAUCGACUCUGGUUCGUCGAUACCGGCAUGAUGGAAAUUCCCGGAAACUUCACCGUCGUUCAGCGACCAUCAGUUUGGUCCAUCGAUUUAAAGACCAACCAACCGCUCAGCCGCUAUGAAAUUCCCCAAAAAGACGUAGAUACUGGCUAUGGUCUCACCUCCAUCACCCUGGACGUCGAUCCGGACGAUUGCUCGAAGGUCUUCGUCUACAUUUCCGAUCUGCAGACCUACCGUAUGGUGGUGUACGACCACGUGAACCAAAAAUCGUGGCGCUUCCUCCAUAACUAUUUCUUCCUUAACCCGCUGGAGGGUGACUACAACAUCCAGGGCAUCCCGUUCGCGUGGGAUGAUGGUCUUUUCUCGAUCGCACUGAGCAACCCGGAUCCGGUGACCAAGUUCCGCACGGCCUACUUCCACGCCCUGUCCAGUAAUUCCGAGUUUACCGUGUCGACCGCUGUGCUGCGCAAUGAGACGGCUUCCAAGCGAAGCUACCAUGGCAAUGACUUCCAACUGCUGGGCUAUCGUGGGGCACAUUCCCAAUCUAGCAUUCACGGUUUCCACCCAGAAACGGGCGUCAUCUUUUUCGCCCUAAUCCAACUGAACGCCGUCAGCUGUUGGGAUACCAGGAAGCCAUUUGCCCCGCAAAAUAUGGCCAUCGUUUAUAAGAACGAUCAGGAUAUUGUCUACCCGAAUGAUCUAGCGGUCGAUCAAGAUGGGUACGUGUGGUUUAUGUCCAACUCGAUCAUCAAACUGCUGUACACCCAGCUGAGUCUGGAGGAGUUCAACUUCCACAUCUGGCGCGCUAACAUUAAGGAAGUCAUCAAGGGUACCGUUUGUGACCCGUCCGUUCCGCCUAAUGUAGACCAUGGAAUGCGUUUCGGUGGAGAACAGAAUGCUGACCGAGUUACGUUCGUGGAGUACAAGGACAAAUACGGACCAGGUGGUGGCCCAUACGGUGGAUGGGGAUCUGAAGACAAGAGGAAGCCCCCAGGACGUAGACCAUGAGAUGAUGAACGAAGUGGGUGUGAUUUGGAUGACUAGACGAGAAAUUGACAUGAUUGAUAAUACCGAAAAUAAAUACUCACACAUAAAAUGAA
Molecule: messenger RNA, 1601 nt
Organism: Armigeres subalbatus
Lineage: Eukaryota; Metazoa; Arthropoda; Insecta; Diptera; Culicidae
Product: L-dopachrome tautomerase yellow-f2-like
Exons: 5
Coding region: 118-1509 (463 amino acids)
Cellular component (GO): extracellular region
Source: RefSeq, a predicted model, not a curated record